CUGCUGGCGGGAAUGCAUGAGAGAUACACACACACACACACACACACACACACACACAGAGAGAGAGGUGGGAAGGAGAGAAAGGAGAUAACGUGUGCGUGCGUGUUUGUGUGUGCGUGCGGAUUGCACCACCGCAUCCCGUUCACUGUUUCUGCAGGCGGCCGAGCUCUGAUGGAGAUAAUAAACCCACACUAGGGUUUUUUCCCCCUCUUAUUCAGACACUGCUCCUUCGUUCCAGAUGUGACCGACAAGUCGUUUUAUGACGCCCGCAUUCUGUCCCGCGCUGCUCACCUCGGAGAGACUGUGACACCAUGGCUUUGGUUAUGGAGCCUAUCAGUAAAUGGACACCAAAGCAAGUGCUGGACUGGAUGAAAGGUCUGGAUGACUGCCUCCAGCAGUACGUGAAGAGCUUUGAGCGGGAGCAGAUAGGAGGAGAGCAGUUGUUGCACAUCACCCACCAGGAGCUGGAAGAGCUUGGUGUCACCAGAAUAGGACACCAAGAGCUCAUCCUUGAAGCUGUGGACCUCCUCUGCGCCCUGAACUAUGGUUUAGAAACAGAGAACCUCAGAACACUGUCCCAUAAGCUAAACGCUUCAGCAAAGAACCUCCAGAACUUCAUCCUGGGCCGACGGAGGGGUGGUCAUUAUGAUGGACGAGCCUCCAGAAGGUUGCCCAAUGAUUUCCUUACAUCAGUGGUGGAUUUAAUUGGUGCUGCCAAGAACCUGUUGGCCUGGCUUGACAGGUCUCCAUUCGCCAGUGUGACUGAGUAUUCAUUACUGAAGAACAACAUUGUGCAGCUGUGCUUAGAGCUAACCACCAUUGUACAACAGGACUGCACUGUGUAUGAAACAGAGAAUAAGAUUCUUCAUGUGUGUAAGACUCUAGCAGGGAUUUGUGACCACAUCAUCUCUCUGUCGUCGGACUCUCUGGUCUCUCAGUCAGCACAUCUGGAGGUGGUCCACCUUACCAGCAUCAUGCCCAGCGAAGGCCUGGGGAUGUAUAUCAAGUCAACAUACGAUGGACUCCAUGUUAUCACUGGAACCACAGAAAACUCACCUGCAGAUCAGUGUAAGAAGAUCCACGCUGGAGACGAGGUGAUCCAAGUCAACCACCAGACAGUGGUGGGAUGGCAGCUGAAGAACCUGGUGAAUGCUCUGAGAGAAGACCCAUGUGGGGUCAUUCUCACACUGAAGAAAAGACCCCAGAACACCCUGAGCUCCACACCAGCUCUUCUCAGGAACGUACGCUGGAAACCACUGGGCUUGCAGCCUAUCCCCACCAGCCCUACCAGCACGUCCCCCACACCUGGUGGAACUCUGGGCAUGUCCAAAAUGGAAGCCCCUAGCAUGCAGGACGUCUACAUUCUCUCUCCUGUCUCCGGACUCUACAGCACCAGGGAGGAGAUGGGUCUCAUGUCGUGCGAUGACAUCGGCCGCUACAGCGUAAGCUCCCAGUCCGGAUCCAAGGGUUCAGAGGCCAUCAGCUACUACCUGGACCAGGACAGCGGCCAGUACUUCUCUCUGCUGGAGGGGGACGGACCAUCCGGGCCAGAAUAUGACCGAGGGCGCAAUACAGGCGUGCGGCGGCGGGACAAAACCCCAACGCAUGGUGAUCUCAGACCUGUUUCCAUGCCUCCUGAAUAUAACUGGAUGGCCGAAGCCAAGGAACCCUGCAUGGGCAAGAGAGGGAGCAGAGAUUCGGACAACUCGUUACUGCGGUAUCUCAGUGACGACAAGAUCCUGGUGAUUGAGGAGGAGCCCGAGGGUCCAGGCAGAGAAAGCCGGCGGGAUUCAACCAGACGCUCCCACCGCAAGAGCCGUAAUCCCAGCAGCCCUAGCUUUCCAAUCAGCCCAUCUAUGCUUUCCUCCACCCUACGACUUGAUCAACCACCUGAACCUCUGCCUCGAGGUGCAGACACAUUGCGAGCAGACACAACAGACAGGUACUCUGGGACAGGGAGCUCAGGAGCUGCCUCCAUGAGGAAGUCCUUCCAUUACACAUCUUUAAGAACGAAAACCAAAAAGAGAAGUAAAGGCUCCCUUACCAGUGCCAGUCGAAGGAGAAUCUCGUGUAAGGACUUGGGCCACGGUGACUGUGAGGGCUGGCUGUGGAAGAAGAAAGAUGCUAAAGGCUAUUUCACCCAAAAAUGGAGAAAGUACUGGUUUAUCCUCAAAGAAUCUUGCCUUUACUGGUACACCAACCAAAAUGAUGAGAAGGCUGAGGGCUUCAUCAGCCUCCCUGAGUUCAGGAUAGACCGAGCCAUAGAGUGCAGGCGGAAAUUUGCCUUCAAAGCCUGUCAUCCCAAAAUCAAGAGCUUCUUCUUCGCCACAGAUUGUCUUGAGGAGAUGAACAGGUGGAUGAACCGGCUGGGGUUAGCUGCUAUUGGCUACACACCAGAUGAUAAGGUGCCACGCCCCGAUGAAGACUACUGGAGUGAGAGCGAUCAAGAUGAAGUUGAUGGAUCGAUGACACUCAAACAGGAGGGGCCCUCAUCUCUCUGUGAUACUUACCACCGCACACCAUCUGCCAACCUCCUGCACAGUUAUGACCAGUUGCCCCGCUCAUUUAGUUCCAUGAGCCUCCUGCGAUCCAAUGCAUCCCCACUCCCAAAAAGUGCCUCCACUUCCCCAAUUCCUCCACAGAUGGUCUCUUCCACCUCCCCUCUCCCUCUCCAGGUUAAUUCUUCCAGCCCGUUCCCGGAGUCCAAACACGGUCGACAUUUCUCGAGCGAGUCCACGCACUCUCACUCCUCAGCUGAGGACCAGCGUGGAGAUGGAAUGGGCAUGGGCACAGGCACAGGCAGCACCAGCACUUACUCGUCCAGUUGCCGCUCCUCUCACCGUGAACGUCGCUCCUGGCAGGACCUCAUUGAAACCCCGCUGACCAGCGCGGGGCUACACUUUCUGCAGACGGCGCCGGGGGAAAGCGAUUACAGUGGCCUGAUGGGAGGAAUGGCCGGAGAGAUGGGUUAUUACGGAGGGCUGGGCAGGCAGGGAAUGUCCCCAGAGAGACGCCGGCAAGCAACGCUACCUGUACGGAGACACCAUGCAGCAGAGAGGGACAGGGAGCGGGAUGGACCCUUCCCUUUGGAGCGAGGGCCGUACACACACAGCCACACAUACCGACGCUCCCACAAGCAGCGGAGCCAGAGUCUACCCAGGAACAGAGAUCCAAUCCUAGGGAAACUGUUACACAGUGCUGCUCAUAUGGAGGAGAGGAGCGAAGAUGAGGAGGCAGAUGGGUCAGCUGCAGACAUGCUGGAGGCCGAGGACGACCUGCGGGAUUUCAGAAUGGACAGCAGAGAGAGGAGGGUGUCAGAGGGAAGGGAACGACGGGUUUCAGACGGACGUGAGCCUGAACCUCUGGAUGGGCUGGAGCAGCUUUACCGGGCUCUGGAGCAAGCCAACGUGACAGCUCUGGGAGACCCCAAACCCUGUAGCAAACAGGAGUUACGACGUUGUUUCACCCAGAGAGUUAGGGACCCCCUGCUCAACGAUCGGCUGCACAGGGUGCGAGCCCUCCGCAGCACUUUGAAGGCCAAAGAGUCUGAGCUGGCAGUGAUCUGCGCCCUCCUCGAAGACCCCAGCCUUUGCUCCCAGACCUUCAGAGAGUGGAAGCAGUGGCACAGCGAGCUCUACGCAGACAUCUGCCAGCUCAACCCCGGCACCAACGGCCAGGAGGACCUCUCCCCAAUGGGGGUGCCUCUCAUGACCCACACACACUCCUUCAUUGAGACGCACGUGUGAGGCAGAGGGCGACCGCACACGUACUCUCAGCCACUCAUACAGCAAUGAACACGCAGAGAGCUUUCCAUUGACCGAACACGACUCUGUGCACACACUCACACACAAACACAGGAACAGACAUUGUAAGAUGUGUAAAUAUCACAGAGGGGAAUAGUCUGAGAGGUGCGUGGAUGAACUUUUGAUAAUCAUGAGGACCCUCCCCCACACAGGGUGCCUAUUGCAUGCCUGAACAGAAAGCAUUAAUCUUCCUUUGUCUGUGGAACUCACAUAUAGUUCAAACGCUUGUUGAGCAAAGUAGGAAAAAAGGAGACUUUGAGCCCAGGUUUGUUUCUUUGUGUUCUGUUUGUUUUUGUUGAUGUUAGGGGACAGGGGGGAGCUAUGUAGCAGCAAUACAGAGGAGAAACCUUUUCACCACAGCACUGUACUUUUCUACUGAUGAACUUUGCACCCAGAGCCACCAGUUCUCCCCCUUUCUCUAAAUUUUCUUUUUUCUCAUUGCAUAUCUAGUUGAUUUACAGGGAAAUCAUUGUUAUUUCAGGCUGAUCUCAUGGGGAAUGUGAGAGCGGGAGCUUUGGUGUUAAGACUGUGAGAUGUAGCCAUUUUUUUUAGCUGUUUCUCUGGGAACCCAUGAAAUUAAGCAUCAAGCAACAACUGUGCCGGCCACAAGCACGCUCCUUUAAACUGUGAAGUGUUCAGACAUCCUAAAGGAGGCUCCUCUGUUCAAAUGCAAUCCUGUUUGCACCCUCUGAUUUUUUCCCUCUAGUAGUUCUCAAAGACUUGUGUAAAUGUGUAUACUGAUCUAAAUGUUUGAGUUCCACUACCACUGUGAUAUGCUUCUAGAGGUAGCGGAGAGAAGAUGGCGUGUUUCUAUUAGUGUGGGUGCAAGACUGUUUUUUCUUUGUUUUUUUACCUUUGUUUUUUCACUGAAUGCAAGAGCAAAGGAGUUCUCUUUUCAAAGAAGUCACUCACUGCAAAGAAUGCACUUUCUAUAUCUCUGUAUCCCAUCAGCUGCAUCACAGGGUCUGCGUCUCAUCAGCCUCUUUCCCAUUGCUGUUCAGAUAUCAGGUAAAUGCAUUUGCCGUCUCAUUUUCUAAAGAUUUGUGUACAGUCUACAGAUAUAUUUAAAGAUAGGAGAAUAUAUAAAUCUAUUUACGUUUUGUGUCAUAGAUAUAAUGUAAAAGUAAGAUGUAUUCUAUGCCAAGGUUUUUGCAGUGCCCCCCGCCGCCCUCUUCACGCUGUAGAUGCAGGGUGCUUGGCAGCGGUUUCACUGGUUCAAGUCACAGCUAAUCCUUCUCUCGGUGAUGUGUUGCAUGAGGAAAGAUCUGGGACUGGUUAGAAUGGAAAGGGUAAAAUACUGUGGAUAAUUUUUUCGUUUUAUUUAUUAGUCUUGUAGCACAUGAUACAUGCAAAAAUGUCGUUAAAGGGUUGUUUUAUGACACAUUUGUUAAGUCUUUUUUUUCACUGCAAACAGCUUAACGACACACACUGUACAAAAACUGGAGGUGAUAUUUUUUGCUGCUCAGUUCUUUGAAGUAAUGCAGAUGUUAAUUUAGCAUUCAAACAGGUUUCAGUUUGUUUUUUUGGUUCAUGUAUGGUGUCUGUUGAAAGUAUUCACACCCCUAAACUUACUCACAUUUUGGCACAGUAAUACCACAAACUUCAAUAUUUUUUAUUAGUAUUUCAAGUGAUAGACCAACACAAAGAAGUACGGUUUUUAUUUCGUUUUACAAAUGAAAUCUGAAAAAUGAGGCGUGUAUUUGUGUUCAUCACUCCUAGGUCAAUGCUUUGUAGACUGACCUUUCGCUGUGAUUACAACUGCAAGUCUAUUGAGAUGUUUCCACCAGAUCUUGAGACUUAUACUUUUGCCCGUUCAUCUUUGCAAAAUAGAUUAGGCUGAGAAAAUUUUGUGUGAACAUCAGCGGUCAAGUCCCAGUUUCUAAACUGGAUUUAGGACUGGACUUGAUGCUACCACUACAACCACAUUUCAUGGUGGGGAUGGUGUGUUCAAGGUUAAAUGGAGUGUUAGUUUUGUGCCACACAUGGUGUCUUGCAUGAAAGACAAAAAACUCUAUUCUAAACAAACUGUAUUUUGGUCUCAUCUGGAGAGAGAACCUUCUUCCAUUUGUUUUAUGCUGUACAUGGCUUGUGGCAAACUUUGAAUUUAUAAUUUUCUUCAGCAAUAGAUUUUUUUCUACCGUUCUUCCAUAAAGGCCAGAUUUGUUAAUUGCAUGACUAAAAGUUGUCGUGUCGACAAAUUCUCCCACCUGACCUAUGAAUCUUUGCAGGUCCUCCACAGAUACCAUGGACCCCUUGGCUCUGAUUAAUGCUCUCCUUGCCCGGCCUGUUAAUUUAGGUGGAUAGGCAUGCGUUGGUAGGUUUGUAGUUCUGCUAUACGUUUUUCACUUUGGGUGGUAGAUUGAACAGUGCUCUAAAGAAAGGUUAAAGACUUUCGAUAUUAUUGUCCAACCUAACUCUACUUUAAAUGUCUCCCACACUUUAUUUCUGACAUUUCUGCUGUGUUCCUUGGACUUCAUAAGGCAUUGUUUUCAUUAUUUUUUGCCAAUAAACCUCUGAGGCUAGAUUGUACUUUUUGGGGGUGUCAGAGCAAAGUGAGCUAAAAACAAUUGUUUGCCACACUUUUCAAAUUUUCAUUUGUAAAAUACUUUCAUAGCAUGUAACGUUUCACUUAAACAUUGGGUUACUUUAAAAUCCCAGUAAAAUACAUUGAAUACAUAUUGUCUUUGACUGAUGUCAAAUAUAUGUACAUAUAGGCUACAGCAUAGAAAGGUUCAUGGGGUGCUAUUACUUUUGCGAGGCCUAUAAAAAAGACUGAAUCAUGUAAAAAUGUUGCCUGUAGAGACAUUAGUGCAGUUACCUAUUAUUCCCUGCAGGGAAGUGGCUGAUGCUGGCUAGUCACAGACUACUACACUAAAAUGGCCUUUAUGAGUCGUUUCAACUGUAACAUCAGGCCAAGGCCUCAACGGUGCCCCCCAGUGUCCAAGACUCUGAAAAAUAUGUAGCACCUGCUGCAUCCAGCACUAUAUGUCCUGAUCUUCAUUUUACUGUUAGUCUAGAGUGGAUUUUUCAUCAUAUCACACCGAAGUGAAAUAUCAAACACAUCCACAGCUCAUGUUUUCCAAUGAUUAAUUUUAAGAGUGUCACAAAUAAACUUAAUGAUGCAAGCACUUUCCUUGUGCCUCCCAAAUCCUCUCUUUGACAGCAAAGGUCUCACCACACCAGUGUUCCCACGCAUCUGUGGAUGUCGAAGAGCGCCGAUGCAACUCCAUGCUCUCCGUUUUGUCGUAUGAAGUGCCGGUCUUCUAUCUCCAGCUCCUGCUCCCAUGAGCAGGUUACAUACUGUAGAUUAAGGAGUUCUGAGAGUAUUUAUUUUGUUGACACUGACUGUGUUAUCCCUCCCAGAUCUUUUUGUGUGCAUGUAGACCUGCAGAAACAGGCUGGAAAGGGAGAUUCCACUGUGUGUUCUUUCAGGGGUGUACACCUCAUGGUACAUUGCACAGGUGUGUAAGAUGUAAGUUGCACUGCGACAUUAAAAAAAGGAACAUAUUGCUCUUUUUCAAGGAUAAUAUUAGCUUACUAUUCUGUACAUUAAACUGACUAAAAAUGAUAUUAAAAAGAAAGAAAGUGACAUUUAUUCUUCCUAAAGUAGCCUUUUUUGAUUUCAUAUAUAUGAAAGUAUAUAAAUAUAUAUAUAUUAAAAAAAUACAGAUUGUAAACCUAAGUUGUUCAACUUUGACUUCAAUAAACUGAAUUAUCUGCA
This is a messenger RNA of Girardinichthys multiradiatus, 7524 nucleotides long. RefSeq names its product connector enhancer of kinase suppressor of ras 2. Gene Ontology annotation, cellular component: membrane; cytoplasm. NCBI's taxonomy places the organism in Eukaryota, Metazoa, Chordata, Actinopteri, Cyprinodontiformes, Goodeidae. The record is from RefSeq and is a predicted model, not a curated record. Gene Ontology annotation, molecular function: protein binding. The transcript is spliced from 24 exons. Bases 312 to 3746 code for a protein of 1144 amino acids. Gene Ontology annotation, biological process: regulation of signal transduction.